ACUCGGCAAGUAAUCUCAGUCGUGGGGAUGGGAGGGCUGGGGAAAACUACAUUAGUGAAGCAAGUUUACGAAGAUCCAGAAGUGAAGAAACAUUUCAUGAUCCGUGCUUGGAUGACUCUUUCUCAAUCUCCAAACAUAGAAGAGCUCCUUCAAGGCAUGGUUCGACAAAUUAUGAGGCAUACCCAAGAACCAGUUCCUCCUCUGGAGUACAACAUGGACAGAUUAUGCCAGAAGAUGAUUAUCAAGGACUUGCUACAAAAUGCAAGGUACCUGAUCAUCGUAGAUGAUGCGUGGCACAUAAAUGAUUGGGAUGCGAUCAAACAUGCAUUGCCUAACAACAACUGUGGCAGCCGAAUAAUCAUCACAUCCAGGAAUUCUGAUUUGGCAUAUACUUCAUGUGGGGAAUUCACAGGGAUGGUUUACAAGAUGGGGCCACUGCCAGCUGAACAGUCAUGGAAGCUUUUCUGCGCAAAGACUUUUCAGGGAAACUCAUGCCCUCCUCAUCUAGAGGAGACCUGUAGGCUUAUUCUAAGAAAGUGUGAGGGAUUGCCACUUGCUAUUGUGGCCAUCAGUGGUGUUUUGGUUUCAAAAGACACAAGAAAAAAGAAUGAAUGGGAUCUAGUUCAUCGCAGUCUUCGUACUGAAAUCGAUUGCAAUGACAAAUUCAAAGCCCUGAAAAGAGUCCUUUCACUUAGUUUUGAUGACCUGCCAUACUACUUGAAGUCCUGUUUCUUGCACUUGAGUGUAUUUCCCAGGGGUUACCUCAUUAAGCGUGGGAGAUUGCUUCGAUUAUGGAUUGCAGAAGGAUUUGUUGACAAGAAAGAAGGCAUGACGGAAGAAGAAGUAGCCCACAGCUACUUAAAUGAGCUCAUGAGCAGAAGUCUAGUAGAGAUGGCUAUCAAAACAAUCGAUGGAAGGAUCGAGUAUUGCCGUGUCCAUGAUUUUCUGCUGGAUAUUAUUACUUCAAAGUCGAGCAUCCAAGGCUUUGCAGAAAUAGCCAUAGAAAAACAUCAUAAAUGGCCUGACAAAGUUCGUCGCCUAUCUAUACAGAACAGCCUGCAAUCUAUCCAGCAGAAAAGGUCAUUGUCUCAACUCCGUUCUUUAUACAUAUUUGGGGUAGAGAGAUCUUACACGGAUGCUGUUCUAGGUAGUGAAAUGAGAUUGCUCACUGUUCUGGACUUGCAAACUCCUUCUUUGACAAGGUUCCCAGCUCAAUUUGCCGAGUGGUGCUUCCUAAGAUAUCUAAGUUUCAGAGGUAGCAAGGUGAGAGCUGUUCCAAAUUCCAUAGGGAAGCUUCAAAACCUAGAGACCCUAGACCUUAAAAAUACACAUGUCACAGAAUUGCCAGUCUUUAUCUUGAAGCUCCAACGACUUCGCCAUCUAAUCAUAUUACAUCGUAGAAAAGCACCUUACCCAUGGUUUAGGUAUGGCUUCAAGUUCCUAGAAGAAAUGGUGGCUCUACAGUUCCUGCAAAAGCUAUACUACAUAGAAGCUGGUGAAGAGAGAAACGGCAGCUUAAUGAGAGAGCUUGGAAAGUUGAAACAAUUGAGUAAGUUAGCCAUCUUGAAGUUGAGAAAAGAACAUGGAAGGGAAUUGUGCUCGUCAAUUGAAAAAUUAACCAAGCUUCAAUCGAUAUCUCUAACUUCAGUCAACGAAAAUGAGAUUAUUGAUCUACAACCCCUCUCUUCUCCACCUCCAUUUCUCCGGAGAAUAAACUUGGCAGGAUGUCUGGACGCAUUACCACAUUGGAUAUCAUCUCUUGAUAGCCUGAUGGCUUAUGAAGGAACCAAGUUGCGUUUCAACACCAACAACUUCAUGAAGCUACGGAUUCUGGUCCUUGGUCCGUUUGAAAGACCCGAGCGUGUGGAAGUGGAGAAGGGAUCAAUGCCUUGUCUUGAGGAUUUGACUAUGGAGAGUUGUAAGCUAAUGGAGAAGCUUCCAUCCGGUAUUGACCACCUGGAAAAGCUGGAAGUGCUGAAGUUUAUUGACAUGCCUGAUGAGUUAGUGAAGAAACUUAGGCGGGAUGGACAAGAUGAUGAUUACCUGAAAGUGGCCCAUGUUCCAGAAGUAUAUUAUGGUUACCGGAGAGAUGGGGGAUGGCACGUCGUGCUCACCAAAGCAUUUGUAUGA
Eucalyptus grandis is the source of this 2130-nucleotide messenger RNA. Its product is annotated as disease resistance protein RPM1. Gene Ontology annotation, biological process: defense response to other organism. Gene Ontology annotation, molecular function: ADP binding. The transcript is spliced from 2 exons. NCBI's taxonomy places the organism in Eukaryota, Viridiplantae, Streptophyta, Magnoliopsida, Myrtales, Myrtaceae. The record is from RefSeq and is a predicted model, not a curated record. The coding region runs from base 28 to 2130 and encodes 700 amino acids.